Molecule: messenger RNA, 1235 nt
Organism: Colletotrichum godetiae
Lineage: Eukaryota; Fungi; Ascomycota; Sordariomycetes; Glomerellales; Glomerellaceae
Product: beta-lactamase/transpeptidase-like protein
Exons: 3
Coding region: 18-1199 (393 amino acids)
Source: RefSeq, a predicted model, not a curated record
CAUUGAGGCAGAUUGAAAUGAAGCUUGGCUGCGAGGAAAGACUGCGAUCCUUGACGGAAGGCACGUCAGCGGAUCUUCCUGGAGUUGUAUUAGCUGCAUUGAACAGAAACGGAAUCUUUUACAGCCAAUGCCAUGGCAUCAAGACAGCGGAAUCGAGAGAGCAAAUCACUAUCCACGAUGCCUUUCGCGGAUUUUCUUGCACGAAGCUGAUUACAACUAUAUCUGUUUUGCAAUGUAUCGAAAAGAAGAUGAUCGGUAUCGACGAUGAGGUGGAAGACAUACUGCCCGAGCUUAAAGACCUGCACAUCAUAUCGCCGGACCCUAACGGAUCCUUCAACCUCGAAAGAGCUAGGAACAAAAUAACGGUUCGGCACUUACUUACCCACACCAGUGGCAUAUCGUAUGACGCCAUGCAUCCACUGCUCGUAGCAUGGCGACAGUCGCGAGGUGAACAGCCCUUGGUGAUGAGUGGGAAGACUAUCGAAGCCUUUUCACUGCCCCUUCUGUUUGAGCCCGGGACCAGCUGGGUCUACGGUGCUAGUUUGGACUGGGCUGGAGUGCUGGUGGAGAGGUUGAGCAGCAUGAAGCUCGCAACUUACAUGGAGGAGCACGUGUUCAGCCCCCUUGGACUUAGAGACUCAACCCUUCACAUAACCGCAAAGCCGGAUAUGCGAGGGCUGCUAGCUCAAAUGUUCUUGCGAAACAAAGAGGGGAAGCUGGCUCCUAUUCCCUCACCAUACCCAGAAGAUGCACAGGAGAGCUCCGGUGGGAUGGGGCUGAUCACUACCACCUCAGACUUCCUCAAAGUCUUGACGGACCUACUCAAGGACAAUCCAGUGCUCCUCAAGGCCGAAUCCGUGACAGAAAUGUUCACGCCUCAGUUUCACCAAGGCACCGUUCAAUACGAAGGGUUGAUCAAACAAGAGUCUUUGCAUAAACAAUUGACGGGAGACGAUACGGGAUGCCCCGGAGUAGCAUUCGGGCUGGGGGGCAUGGUCGUCAGACAGGAUACGCCUAAUCUCCCCGCAAAAUGUCUGACUUGGAAUGGGCUGCCUAACGUUGGGUGGUUUAUUAACCGAGAAAGGGGUCUUGGAGCUAUCUAUGUGAGCCAAUUGCUUCCCGCGGGAGAUCCGAAGAGUGUGGAGCUCCUCGGGGAAUUCUGGCGGGAGCUUUGGGCUGUUCAUCUUGCAAGGCAGUAAUUUCACUUGAAAGUGUGCAAAAGAAGUUGACGAAUU